This is a messenger RNA of Zingiber officinale, 1205 nucleotides long. RefSeq lists its product as uncharacterized. The record is from RefSeq and is a predicted model, not a curated record. Gene Ontology annotation, molecular function: S-adenosylmethionine-dependent methyltransferase activity. The transcript has 6 exons. The coding region runs from base 153 to 1007 and encodes 284 amino acids. NCBI's taxonomy places the organism in Eukaryota, Viridiplantae, Streptophyta, Magnoliopsida, Zingiberales, Zingiberaceae.
AUGAUACGUCUCCUUAAACCGCCCCUCGUCUCUCCUCUUCGUCCCUUUCGCAUUCUACUGCUCUCGACAGCAGCGGAGGAAGGAGGGAUCCAGAUAGGAUAGCGUCCGAGUAGGCUUUGGAUUGAGGAUUCAUUGCAGGAAGAGGAGGAACAAUGGUUUCCUGUUCCCCACCCGUUCGGUUCAUCUUCAAGGCUCCCGACCAUGGUAUUUUUCUGCCUAUGGCGUCGCUCGACUCCGGCCUCUGCGUCUCUUCUCGAAGCCCUAUGGUUUCCCGCAUUUCUACCCGUCAUCCGUUUGAUUCUGCAUGGAUUGGAAUCCGGAGGUCGCAUCUUCCAUAUCGAGCUCUCAUGGGAGGUUUUGUUUGUAAAAAAGGAGACGGUGAUAGUGGUAAUUGGAGUAGUGAACAGAGAGAUGGAUCAUUUCCAUCUGCCUCAUCAGAAGAAAGUGAUAUCCAACUUCCAACUCAAGCCCAAUCUCUUGUUGAAGGUUCAGCCACAGCUGCUGUAUCAGAGUACAAGUCAAUUCCAGACAUUGAUUAUCUAAUGGAACUUUUGACCAUCCAACAGCAAGGACCUAGAUCAAUCGGGUUCUUUGGGACACGGAACAUGGGAUUCAUGCAUCAGCAACUUAUUGAGAUUCUCAGCUAUGCAAUGGUUAUUACUAAGAACCAUAUUGUUACUUCAGGAGCCUCUGGGACUAAUGCAGCAGUUAUUAGGGGUGCUUUAAGAGCAGAGAAGCCAGAGUUGCUCACUGUGAUCUUACCCCAGAGCCUAAAAAUGCAACCACCUGAGAGUCAGGAGUUAUUAUCUAAGGUUCAACAUCUGAUUGAGAUGCCUAAAAAUGAUAAUUUGCCAUUACUGGAAGCUAGCAGGCUGUGCAAUAUGGAUAUUUUGUCGAAGGUACAACAAGUCAUAUGCUUUGCUUUCCAUGACAGCAGAUUACUCCUGGAGACUUGCCAAGAAGCCAGGAAGCUUCGAAAACUAGUGACUCUAUUUUAUCUUGAUUGAUCUCCAUGCUUGGUUACAAGUGAUUUCAUGUAUAUAUUUUCUGUAAGAUGGGAGAUCAGGUUCAUUCGAUUCUUCCCUUUUGCCUUCUCACCUUCGUGGAUAGGUAAUUGGUUUUUCUUUCUGUUUUUAUAUAUUUCGGAUAAACAGAAUCAUUAUCAAUUUCUUCAUUCAGUAGAAUAAAUGAUUUGUUAAUUACUA